Molecule: messenger RNA, 782 nt
Organism: Coregonus sp. 'balchen'
Lineage: Eukaryota; Metazoa; Chordata; Actinopteri; Salmoniformes; Salmonidae
Source: the annotation of a GenBank genome assembly
GAAAAUAUGUGUGUCCCCAUCAGACGACAUGCACUACCUUUGGCUGUUUGUCAUUGCUAUAGCUGUGCUCUACAACUGGAUCCUCAUUGUGGCUAGGUAGUUGAGAACACAGACUUUCUCUGUUUGGUCCACAGUCAACACAUAGCCCAACAUCAGAAGGGAUGUUUCAUCAUCACUAAAAUUAAAGUAUAUACUGUGUGACUAAAGUGGAACUUUGAAAUGCUAGAGUAAAGUGUACUAUUUUUCUCUUCUGUCUGUAGGUCAUGCUUUGACAAACUGCAGACAAGCGAUUACUUCUUCUGGUUGGUGCUGGACUAUCUUUCAGACGGUGUGUACAUCUUGGACACCUGUGUCUGACUCUGCACAGGUACAUCACCAUUAUAUACACCCUUAAACCAGAUCCUAGCUAGAGACAAACACAGGGUUUCUGGAGCAGGGUCUGCUGGUGAAGGCCUCUCCAAGCUGAGAGACCGCUACAUCCGCAUGUUUCAGUUCAAGCUGGAUGUGGUGUCCAUCCUACCUACUGAUCUGGCCUACAUAAUCACAGGAAUCCACAGCUCAGAUUCAACCGCCUGCUGCACUUCCCACGCAUGUUUGAGUUCUUCGACCGCACUGAGACAUGCACCAACUACCCCAACAUCUUCCACAUCUGCAACUUGGUGCUCUACAUCCUGGUUAUCAUCCACUGGAACGCCUGCAUCUACUUUGCUAUUUCCAAAUCCCUGGGUUUUGGCUCUGAUACCUGUGUGUACCCCAACAUCUCCAACCCUGAGUGUUGUGGG